AUGGCAACUAGUAACAGUACAAUAACAAUUGAUGACGGUGAUGAUAAUUCAGCUAAUACUUCUUCAAAUAAAAAAAGAAAAUUUGAAGUAAGUAAAGGUAGACCAAAGGAUAGCUUUGUUUGGAGUUAUAUUGAGGAUCAUGGUGAUUAUAGAAUCUGUAAGAUAAAGGUGAAUGCAUCUUCUGAAAAUCCAGAUGGAGUAACGUGA
Entrophospora sp. SA101 is the source of this 207-nucleotide messenger RNA. Lineage: Eukaryota; Fungi; Glomeromycota; Glomeromycetes; Entrophosporales; Entrophosporaceae. The record is from the annotation of a GenBank genome assembly.